AUGAGCACAUUUUCCAUUUUAAAUGCUAGCAAUGUUUCACAGGCUGACUCCCUCGAGGACAGUGGCAAUUGGACGGAGGUAACUCAGUUUACCCAGCCAGGCUGGCGAAUUGCUUUGUGGGCUAUCACCUAUUCCUUCAUCAUUAUCACAUCCAUCAUUGGCAACAUCACCAUCAUCUGGAUUAUUCUCGCACACAGGAGAAUGAGGACUGCUACCAAUUACUUUAUCGUUAAUUUGGCUCUUUCCGAUUUGCUGAUGUCGGCUUUCAAUACCAUCUUCAAUUUUAUUUAUGCCAGUCACAAUGUCUGGUAUUUUGGUGAGGAAUUCUGCAGGUUUCAGAACUGGUUCCCCAUCACUGCAAUGUUUGUGAGCAUUUAUUCCAUGACAGCCGUGGCUGCAGACAGGUACGUGGCAAUAAUCCAUCCCUUCAAGCCCAGGCUCUCUGCUGGAAGCACCAGAGUCAUCAUAGGGAUAAUUUGGCUGGUGGCAUUUGGGCUCGCCUUCCCACAGUGCUUCUAUGCCGAGAUCAUGAUGGACAAUGGAACAACAAAAUGCAUUGUUGUCUGGCCUGAUGAUGUUGGAUCAAAGUACCAGCUCACGUAUCACAUUGCAGUGAUCGUGUUGAUUUAUUUACUGCCUUUAAUGGUGAUGUUUGUUGCAUACAGCAUUAUAGGAAUUACUCUGUGGAGCAGUGCAGUUCCAGGCAACCACCUUAACAGAGCCCGCUACGAACACCAAGUUAAUGCCAAAAAAAAGUUUGUGAAGACCAUGGUGGUAGUUGUGAUCAUUUUUGCUGUCUGCUGGCUGCCCUAUCACAUAUACUUCAUCCUGGGGAGUUUCAAGGAAGACAUCUACCAGCAGAAAUACAUUCAACAGGUUUAUCUUGCAGUCUUUCUUCUUGCCAUGAGUUCAACGAUGUACAACCCCAUCAUAUACUGCUGUCUCAACCAAAGGUUUCGUUCUGGCUUCAAACUAGCCUUCCGGUGGUGUCCAUGCAUAAAAGCAACUGAGAAAGACAAACUCAAACUCACAUCCCCAUCUCUUUACCAGACAACCCACAGGAAGUCAAGAACAACAAGUUUUGAUACAGAAACUCAAUUGAAUGAGAAGACAUCAUUUACCCUCACCCAGCUAACGCUCUGA
This is a messenger RNA of Nestor notabilis (Kea), 1143 nucleotides long. It is a transcript of the gene TACR2, whose product is annotated as tachykinin receptor 2. Gene Ontology annotation, molecular function: substance K receptor activity. The transcript is spliced from 5 exons. The record is from RefSeq and is a predicted model, not a curated record. Gene Ontology annotation, biological process: G protein-coupled receptor signaling pathway; positive regulation of flagellated sperm motility. Gene Ontology annotation, cellular component: sperm midpiece; plasma membrane. Bases 1 to 1143 code for a protein of 380 amino acids. Lineage: Eukaryota; Metazoa; Chordata; Aves; Psittaciformes; Psittacidae.